CGAGUUUCCGUAGCGCGAUCGCUCUAAGUUUGGAUUUUGAGGAAGUGCUCAGCCAGCGGGCAAAUCACAAAGCAUCAGCGAAGACCCGACGGUUGUUUUAAACAGAACGGCGUACAGCGUUCGCACUGAAACCACACUAUGGCAUAUCAACUCUACAGAAACACGACACUCGGGAACAGUCUACAGGAGAGUCUCGAUGAACUUAUUCAGACUCAACAGAUCACACCACAGUUAGCCCUCCAAGUCCUUUUACAGUUUGACAAAGCUAUCAACACAGCACUGGCCAACCGGGUCCGCAACAGGGUCAAUUUUAGGGGAUCUCUGAACACGUACAGAUUCUGCGAUAACGUUUGGACAUUUGUUUUAAAUGACGUUGAGUUCCGAGAGGUGACCGAUUUGGUCAAGGUGGACAAAGUAAAAAUCGUAGCAUGUGAUGGCAAAAACACUGGGUCUAAUGCAGCUGAGUGAAAUCAAGGUGGAGAGAGAAAGAGAAGUGAACUUAAUAUGCUGGCUGAUGAGAAGAAUUGAAGACGAGGCACACAGCGGUGGGGACCGUGUAUAUAUAAUUUAUUACAGGAAACAGUUCUCUAGCCUUCAUACGUCAACCUGCUCAGUGGAAGACUGACAAACAUAUGGAGCACAUAAGGCCUUGGACGUCACAUUACAUUUUUCUUGUUAUAAAUAAAUUUAUAUAAUUUUCAUAGAAAUGGCAAUGCUUUUCAGUUUGUUACUAUUUAGCUUAUUCUCUAAUAAAAUUGUUUUAAAUUUU
Carassius carassius (crucian carp) is the source of this 769-nucleotide messenger RNA. RefSeq names its product transcription initiation factor IIA subunit 2. The transcript is spliced from 4 exons. Gene Ontology annotation, molecular function: RNA polymerase II general transcription initiation factor activity; TBP-class protein binding. The record is from RefSeq and is a predicted model, not a curated record. NCBI's taxonomy places the organism in Eukaryota, Metazoa, Chordata, Actinopteri, Cypriniformes, Cyprinidae. Gene Ontology annotation, cellular component: transcription factor TFIIA complex. The coding region runs from base 139 to 468 and encodes 109 amino acids. Gene Ontology annotation, biological process: RNA polymerase II preinitiation complex assembly; transcription initiation at RNA polymerase II promoter.